AUGUCUACUAAUAGUGACACCGUGAACAAUAUGAAGAAACAAUCGCCAAAUGGAACCAAAAGGGGCAACAAGCCUUUGAUAGAAAAACGACGUCGUGCACGGAUUAAUGAAUGUUUGAUGCAGUUGAAGAAUUUGGUUCUGAAAGCCACAAGUAGUGAGAUGGCGAGAACUGGUAAAUUAGAGAAAGCCGAUAUACUGGAAAUGACAGUUGAAUAUUUGAAGAAAAUCAAUAAUCCUAAUUGUAAGCUGUCCGAUUCCAACUAUUCAGCAGGAUAUGAGAAGUGUAUGGAGGAACUCGUUCAAUUUCUUGACAAAUCAAAUGGAUUUAACCCAGAAAUCAAACAAAAAAUAACUAAACAUUGUAGAAAUAAGCUGAAUGAACGCUUAUUGACACCGAAAAUGGAAGACCAAUUAGACGAUGAAAUGGUUUCAACAACACAUUCUCGACUACACGAUGACAUAAGUGAAAGCGAAUCGGAAUCCAUGGACACUCGACCGCCAUCAGCAUCAUUAUCAGAACAUUCAGUACCCCAAAGCGGACCAAAGGACAUAAAAGUUGAAACAGGCACACAAUCUGCUGCGAUUCCUGAAUCAAGCUCCUCGGCAGCAAAUAACGUGGCUAAUUCAAUAAGACUGGUGUGUGGUGGUGAUAUUUUAAUUUUAAUGAAUAACCAGCCGAGUGAUACUGUAAAUAGUUUAAACACAAAUCAACAAGUCAUUCCUGUCGUUUCUCGCGCCUCAAAUACGUCGUUUCCUAUCCAAAACAUUCUAAUACCAUAUAGUGCGCCAUCAAACGUCCCCAAUAUACCUUCGUAUAAUCUACUGGAUGCCUCUAACCCAACGUCGUUACCUCUAACAACGGUUGUACCUGUUGUACCGAAAUCUGAAGUGAGUGUACCAGUUUUCAAUGGAGUCAACGUUCCUAAUAAUAACUUGAACUGCCCUACCUUGGAGCCAGUUUGGCGACCGUGGUGA
This is a messenger RNA of Lottia gigantea (owl limpet), 975 nucleotides long. RefSeq lists its product as hypothetical. Lineage: Eukaryota; Metazoa; Mollusca; Gastropoda; Lottiidae. Gene Ontology annotation, biological process: regulation of neurogenesis; regulation of transcription by RNA polymerase II; anterior/posterior pattern specification. Bases 1 to 975 code for a protein of 324 amino acids. The record is from RefSeq and is a predicted model, not a curated record. Gene Ontology annotation, cellular component: nucleus. Gene Ontology annotation, molecular function: protein dimerization activity; DNA-binding transcription factor activity, RNA polymerase II-specific; RNA polymerase II cis-regulatory region sequence-specific DNA binding. The transcript is spliced from 4 exons.